This is a messenger RNA of Toxoplasma gondii ME49, 3061 nucleotides long. Its product is annotated as fatty acid elongase. The coding region runs from base 285 to 1337 and encodes 350 amino acids. Gene Ontology annotation, cellular component: endoplasmic reticulum membrane. The record is from RefSeq and is a predicted model, not a curated record. The transcript is spliced from 4 exons. Gene Ontology annotation, molecular function: fatty acid elongase activity. Gene Ontology annotation, biological process: sphingolipid biosynthetic process; fatty acid elongation, polyunsaturated fatty acid; very long-chain fatty acid biosynthetic process. Lineage: Eukaryota; Apicomplexa; Conoidasida; Eucoccidiorida; Sarcocystidae.
UUUGGACUACUUUGCAUCCUUUCUGUGUAGUGAAUGGGAGUGAAAGGACGUUUUUGCUGUUGUCAUGUCUGUCCUUUUGCCGGGUUCCCGGUAUUCCGUCCGGUUAUACAGUUUUCAGUCACAGUCGUCCGCUCGUGACAAUCGCCCGCCCGUAUUUUCUGGGUGUAAGUGGCUCUCCCUCCAAGCGGUGUGCGCGAAUUGGCGUACAUGUUUGGCCAUUUUUUUGUUUACACACAUACGUCAUUUACCGAAAUCCCAGUUGGCGUGGCAGAGAGAUCACGAAAAUGGCGCCCACAAUUGUUGACGCGCCACUGAUUCAGCUGUUAGCAGACGGCUACGGCCAGUACCGACAGUUCCUCCUUUCGCAACCCCAUGUCGGACCUUUCUUGGAGGCGUCAGAUCGAGCCCUCUUGUCUAUACUGGACUUCUACAACCCUACCCUUCCACAGUACCAAAGAGUUUCCGCGCGGUGGCCGUUUAUGCAGCCGAUGGACUUAGUGAUUUUUACACUCACGUACCUCACAUUUGUUGCCGGCGCCGCAGGCAUCAGGUUCUUGUCCUCUAGGAAGCAACAGAGUGCCAGCUCUGGCAGCUAUGAAGUUGACAAACCAGUGAAACGAGGUGAUGUGGGGCCAUCACGGCCGUCUCUGGCGGAAAAGAUGAGUUUUAUUUUGCUCCUUCAAAUCGUUUAUAACAUCUUCCAGGUCGUCACCUGCUCUUACGUCGUGUACAAGGCCAUGUCUGUGUAUGUAGCAGAGGGGUACACCAUUGUAUUCAACAAGUUUGACCCCUCUCGACGGAACAUGGCAGAGAUUGUUUGGCUUUUCUACUUAACCAAGGUGGUCGACUUGCUAGACACUGUCUUCAUCGUGUGCCGAGGGAAAUGGGCGCAGUUCUCAUUUCUGCACAUUUACCACCAUGCGUCGAUUUUGUACAUGAUGUGGGUGAACGCGAGCGUCGGCUAUGACGGGGACAUCUACUUCGCUGUCGCUGCCAACGGCGCGAUCCACGUGGUGAUGUACGCGUACUACCUGAUGGCGUCGCUGAACAUCGGUGCGGCGAGGUACAUCAAGCCUUUUAUUACGCGAAUGCAGAUGACACAGUUUUUAGGAAUGCUCGGCCAAGGAUUUUAUCACAUAUGCUUCUACCAAGACUGUCAGUAUCCCAUUCGAAUUGGAGUGGUGUACUUGGGCUAUAUUGUUUCAAUGUAUGCCUUGUUCGAUCGGUUCGCGAAGCGCACUUACGGCACUAAGAACGCGGGCAAGGGAAACGCAUGUCAGAAGCCUGUUCGGGCGGCCGGAACGUCGCCCCGGGGAGGCGCUCGGAAAGCCGAUUGAUUCAGGCCAUUUAACAAUUUUAGAGACGGGUGGAAACGUGCACGGGGCACAGGAAUGUGCUGGCUGGACACCGGAGGUCGCACCAUUUCAAGACCUCAGAACUUGUUUGCUCUCAUCCAGGCAACGUGUCUGUGUGUGUGCGUGUGGUCACGCGUCCCGUGCCAGGCGCUCUCUCGAAAUGCUUUACCACAGUGGUUUGUGUUGCUUUGUUCGUUUUUCUGGGGUCUGGAUUCAAAUAUAGAAAGGAGCCGUUACUUCUGCGGCGCGAUCCUCGUGAUGUGGUAUAGACACUUUGUUGGCGGUUCAAAAUAGCUACCUUGUUUUGUGUGAAAGCAAAAUCUUCAGUUUGGCACUUUGGGUGAGCCAACGAUCAAGAAUCUCGAGAGCAUGUGCAGUUGUUUUCUUCAUUGGCGAAGGUCUCUUGGAGAAAGGCAAGGAAUGUUUGGAUAGUUUUCCGGUUUUUCCAUUCAACAGUUGAAACGUUCUCUUGUCCGAGGUGAGAAAGAGAUAAUGUCAGGGCCGAUGUAUCUUGGUAGGCAGCCGACAACCUCCGUCCGCUCCGACUUUGGCCUUAGGAGGGCUUCAAGCGCUGCUGUCGGCUAGCACUUCAUUCCUCUUGUUUCCUGGUUAGCUACUAGAUUACUCAUUUCCACUCUGAGUCCCGCGGAGGUUGCGAAUUUUCUUCCGUAGACACGCCAGGUGCGUCCCAUCCCCUCCUGCGGGAGAGCCCGGCAUCGCCAGCCCCGCGCUCGUUGGAUGCAAAGUAGAAGCCCUGGCAACUGUUUCUUUCACCUCCCCUUUGAGGCAGACACGACAACCGUUCCUGCGUGGAGAUUUUUGACGUUUUUUGUGGUGGCCUACCGUGGCGUGUAAACACACUUCCGCAUUGAAAUGGUGGAGAAAACCAUGCCGGCGCGAUAUGUUGGAGGAGGAUGGCUGGCGCGGCCAAUGGGUGAAAAAAGCUUUUCAUUCCAUCUCUACAUGAGAAGUGAUUUUUCCACAUGACGGGCACAGACAAAAAAUCUGAAGAAUCAUCUUGCAAUUUAGACCUUGAUGAUGGGGAGAGCGGCUCUGUCGCUUCAGGGCAGGCCAGGGGACUGUUUCGCUCGUGAGUUUUUUCUGGAGGGUUUUCUCGAAGACAACGAGAAACGCUUCAGUCCCUUGCGCCUUGCAGCCAUUGUCAUUCAUGGUGUGUAGAAGCAACGUCCUCGUUAUCUGCGUGGUUAUGACGGGCUUGUCGUAAAUUUGCGGUGUAUCAAAGGGAAUCCUUCGUGUCUACCACGUUACAAUUGUUUAGACAGAGCAACCUGGUUGGUGUGCGGAAGAACACUUGUAGUCAGAUGGCUCCACAACAGCGAUUGUAACCUAACUACAUUCCUGCAUCUACAAAAGACUCGACGAUUCUGUCAACUGCCAAAGGCACUGCAAGGAAUACCCUUUUCUCAUCCUAAAAGGUUGGAUUACGUGCGCAGCUGCUUCCGUGUCUACAGCUGUCUAACGCAUUUACUCCCCAGACCCUACUUCUGCUUUUCUAAGUGGAAUGUGUCGCCUAUACAGCGAAAGCGAGACACUCUCUAGAUUCAGUCACCAGUUGCUUUUCUAUCUCAAAAAAGUCCGAACACCACCCAAAGAACCGUCGCUACAGUGGUGUGUAGAUAUGAAAAGUAUAUAUAUAUAUAUAUAUAUAUGAGGUGCUGUUGUGACAUAAACAGCUGCUUCGUGUU